AUGUCUUCAAGUCAAGACUCGAAUCGGGAGCGCCCGAUGCCCAUCGCCAUAGUCGGCAUGUCUUGCCGUCUAUCGGGUGGCGUCUCAACACUUGACGACUUUUGGACCAUGCUGUCGCGCUCCCGGGACGGCUGGCGGCCUAUUCCUGAAGAGAGAUUCACUCCCAAGGCAUUCUAUCAUCCAGAUCCGCAGAAGAAAGGCAGUUUCAAUAAUAAGGGUGGCUAUUUUAUAAAUGGCGAUUUGUCCAACUUUGAUGCACCGUUUUUUCAGAUUACCAGACAAGAGGCCGAGGCUAUGGAUCCCCAACAGAGACAUCUUUUAGAGUGCACGUACGAAGCUCUGGAGAAUGCCGGGAUUCCUAAGAAUACCAUUUCUGGGAGCAACAUGGGAGUCUUCAUCGGCGGCGCCUCCUCAGAUUAUCGGCUUGGCACGUUGAAAGAAGUUGAUCAGAUACCCAUGUAUGAUGCCACAGGCAAUCACCAGUCCAUUCAGGCCGGCCGUAUCUCUUAUUACUUCAAUCUUCACGGGCCUUCAUUUUCAACAGACACAGCAUGUUCAUCCGGCCUAUAUGCACUUCAUUUGGCAGUACAGAGCAUCCGCUCGGGAGAGUCGGACUCGGCUAUUGUCGCAGCAUCCAGCCUGCAUCUACAGCCUCAUGAUAUGGUCUCCAUGUCAAUGCUAGGACUUUUCAAUGAACACGGCAAAACAUUUGCAUUCGAUCACAGAGCAAAGUCUGGCUUUGCUCGAGGUGAGGGCACAGGCUGCCUCAUUCUGAAACCUCUUCACAAAGCUCUUGAGGAUAAAGACAAAAUACGCUCCGUCAUUAUACACACCGGUGCGAACCAAGAUGGCAAAACCACAGGACUGACAAAUCCUAGUGGUGAGGCACAAGAGCGUUUGAUACGUGAAGUGUAUGCGAGAGCAGGCAUCUCUCCUGAGGACACUGGAUAUGUUGAAGCCCAUGGAACCGGUACGAGAACCGGCGAUCCCAUCGAAGCUAAUUCCAUAUACCGUGUUUUCGGCGCGGGCCGUACAAAGCGCAUGCCUUUGUAUAUGGGCUCAGUUAAAUCCAAUGUUGGUCACUUGGAAAAUGCAAGUGGAAUUAUAUCCGUCAUCAAAGCGUCCAUGAUGCUCGAAAAGGGCUUCAUCCUUCCCAACAUCAAUUUCGAAAAGGCCAACGAGGCGAUUCCCCUCGACGAAUGGAACAUUAAAGUCCCAACUAGCAUACGGCCGUGGCCGCGAAACAAGCGCUACAUCAGCGUCAACAGCUUCGGUUUCGGGGGCUCUAAUGCGCAUGUUGUGCUGGAAAAGGUUCCGUUCUCGCUUCGUGACUCUCCUCACGAUAACCAGAACGUGACUCCCAGGUUAUUCGUCCUAUCUGCUCAUGAUGAAGGUGCAGCCAAGCGAGUGGUUGAAAAACUUGGCAUCUACAUUGAGCAGCAUCCUGAGGUCUUUCAGAAGCGAUUGGUUAGGGACAUGGCUUAUACGCUCGGUGAGAGGAGGACACAUCUGCAAUGGCGCAUCGCCAUUACAGCAUCAUCUUGCGAUGAGUUGGCAAAUGCGCUCAACGGUGUCGGUGCCACGCCUGUAGUAGCUUCCAAUGAGCCGAAAGUGGCAUUCGUGUAUACCGGCCAGGGAGCGCAAUGGGCGGGAAUGGGCAAGGAGCUCAUGGAAAGCCACCCGGUAUUUGCCAAUACCAUCAAAGCAUGCAGUGACUAUCUGCAAGAGAUUGGUGCCGAGUUUUCUCUUUUGGCUGAGCUGGCCAAGGGAGAAAAGGAAACGCUGGUCAACGAGGCACAUAUUUCGCAGCCUGCAUGCACAGCUAUUCAAAUUGGCCUUACGAAGCUCUUAGAGUCCUGGGGAAUCGCUCCGUCAGCAGUUAUUGGUCAUUCCAGUGGAGAAAUUGGAGCUGCUUUUGCUGCUGGCUCUAUUAAUAUUGAAGACGCCAUGUCUGCGGCCUACUGGCGUGGCAAGGUUUCCUCAGAUAUGAGGCUGAAGCACCCAGAUCUUCGAGGUGCCAUGCUCGCUGUGGGUGCUGGAGCUGAAGAGGUCAAGGGCAUCAUCAAGACUCGAGGCCUGCAAAACGUCACUGUUGCCUGUGAGAAUUCUCCGGACUCCAUUACAGCUUCUGGAGACGAAGAAGAUGUCGAUAAGCUUGCCGCAGAAUUGGAGACCCGAAGCAUCUUCAAACGCAAGCUGCGGGUGACAGUGGCAUAUCACUCUGCUCAUAUGCAACUCGUUGCAGACGAUUACAAAGCCGCGAUCAAGAACAUGAAAGACAAAACCACCUCUAAAGUCGAGUUUUAUUCCUCUCUAGUUGGCAGGAAACUCGAUUCGGCGAUGUCUCUUGGUCCAUCCUAUUGGGUCGAUAACUUGACCAAGCCGGUGCUCUUCUCACCAGCUCUCAAAGAGCUUUAUGAGGGCACAAAGCCGGAUGUCAUUAUCGAAGUUGGUCCGCAUUCUGCCCUUGAGGGCCCAAUCAAACAGAUAUUAAAGAAUAUCAGCUCUCAAGCUGCCAUGGGAGUGAAAUAUUUGUCUUGCCUCAUUCGAAAUCAGCAUGCCACCUCCACUGCUCUGGAUUGCGCAGGUAGCCUAUUUGUUAAAGGUCACCCAAUCAAUUUGAGGAAAAUCAACCAUCCGAACGCAAGUCUACGCUUGCCUGCUGUUGUCUCAGAUUUUUAUCCGUAUCCUUGGUCAGAACACAAGUACUGGUUUGAACCUCGUUCAUCCAAGCAGUUGCGUCAGAAGCCAUUUAUGCGUCAUGAUCUCUUGGGUCUCUUGGAAGAUUCGUAUAGCGAUAUUGAGCCAAAAUGGAAAAACGUCAUUUCAACAGAUGAUGUUCCAUGGCUCAAAGAUCAUCGGAUGCAGUCCUUAGCCACAUUCCCACUGGCAGGCUACAUCUGUAUGGCUGUGGAGGCGGCGUCACAACGCGCUCAGCUGAGAGAUAUUCCAGCUGAGCAAAUCGACGGUUUCCGUCUUCGAGAAAUUCAGGUUUCCAAGGCUCUCAUACUCGACGACGGUGCCCCAUAUGAGAUGAUAUUUUCUCUGAAGCCUUAUGCUGAGGGCACAAGAUUCAAUUCUAGUGACUGGGAUGAGUUCCGCAUCUCCUCGUGGACCUCAGCCAGAGGUUGGUUGGAGCAUUGUAGUGGCCUCGUCGGUAUCAAAAAGGCCGCUCCAAUCAAUCCUGUUAGUGAUGGACUAUUGCGCGCCGCUUCUAUCCGUCGCCAGCAUACUCUGGGCAUGAGCUGUCACCAACUCCCCAUGGAUGGCUUCUACUCCGAACUAGAGUCUCGCGGAGCGGGAUAUAGCGGAGUCUUUAGAAUCUCGCCAGACGCUGACGUGAAAAUCCACGAACAGUACUCUACUGCGUCUUUGACUAUCCCUAACACAGCAACUGUUAUGCCGGCAUCCUUUGAGCCAGCAUCCAUUGCACCCGCAGCAUUCGUGGAUCUAUUGUUUCAGCUUACCUUUCCAAUAUUGGGCGCAGGCAGUGGCGAGAUGCCUUCUCUCUUCAUGCCGUCCGCUGUUAAAGCAAUUGAGAUAAGCAGCAAAUUCCCAAACACUCCUGGAGAGCGGGUGCAAGUAGUCGCGCAUGGGUGUCCAGACUUUACAGCUCCUGGACCCGUCGACUUUUUCAUCGAUAUGUGGUAUCAAGAUGCCAUUGAACCUGUGACAAAGAUUAGUGGGUUCAGGAUGACGCCAGUGAAUGGCGACAUCGAUGAUGGUGUUAGUCCGCGAUCUAUCUGUUACAAGGUACAGUGGGAGUCUUUGGAUGAAGUAAAUGAGAAGGCAGAGAGGGGUGCAAAGGAGAAUUGUGCCAUUGAAAACGGCCAUGAAAAUGGUGAUUCUUCUGGUAAGAUGUCCGCGAGCAGCGAGGCAAACGGUACAAAGAGCCAUGCCAUUUCUCAUCGCGAUGGAAGCGAUCCUCUCGUGGGAACUCUUUUGGAUCUUCUAGAGCUGCGAACCACGAAAAGGCCACGACUAAUUGACUUCUCCAACCUCAUUCCUGAAUCUGGUUGUUGCUACAUCUGUUUGUCUGAAAUAGACGAGCCGCUGCUUGCCAAUAUGACAGAAGAGAUAUUUGAAAAGAUGCAGAAUCUGCUCGUUACCUGUCAGUCUGUGCUCUGGGUGACCUCUGGAGCAUAUAGGUUUGCAGAACAGCCAGAGAGCAACAUUUCGCAAGGACUCCUACGCACAGUACGUUCUGAGGCAAACAAAGCUGUAGCCUCUCUUGACUUGGAUCCUCAUUCGACGCUUGAUGUGCUGGAUACAGCUGAGCUCAUUCUUCGUGCCGUCAAAGUUUCCAUUGCAACGCCAGAAGAUGACACUCCUGUUGACUACGAAUUUGCGGAGGAGGGGGGCAAGCUCAUGGUUCCCCGUGUUGUUAAGCAAGAAGAUAUGAAUCUUGCAAUCUUUCACGACACACAGGCUACAGCCGCACCGCCCUACUUGCAGCCAUUUGAACAGCCUGGACGACGACUCACUGUUGCUGUCGGUACUUAUGGCGCUCUUGACUCUCUUUACUGGAAAGAUGAAGACGAGACACCCUUGGGCCCACACGAGGUUGAGAUCAAAGUCGCGUGCACAGGCAUGAACUUCAAAGACGUAGUUAUCGCAAUGGGCCAGGUGGCCAGUCCGUACCUCGGCAUUGAAUGCAGCGGCACGAUAUCUCGCAUCGGCUCGUGUGUUAGUUGCCUAAAAGUUGGCGAUCGUGUCUGUGCCAUGUCGCUGGGUGCGUAUAGCACGUUCGCUCGAUGUCCUGCAUCCAGCGCUGCUACUAUCCCAGACGAUAUGAGUUUCGAGGUUGCAACAUCGAUUCCUGUUGUAUACUGCACCGCCUAUUACGGCAUCAUGGACCUUGCUCGACUGGAGUAUGGCGAGAAGAUAUUGAUUCACGCCGCAACUGGCGGUGUUGGACAAGCAGCCAUUCAGCUGGCGCAGAUGGUUGGCGCAGAGAUUUAUGCCACCGUUGGGAGCGCAGACAAGAAAAAGUUCCUGAUGGAUACAUAUGGCAUCCCAGAAACACGUAUCUUUUACAGUCGAGAUGUUUCGUUUGGCCCAGCCGUUCGGGAAGCUACUAGUAGCCAUGGGGUUGAUGUUGUGCUCAAUUCACUUGCGGGAGAUCUCCUCCGCGAGACAUGGGAAUGCCUUGCACCGUUUGGUCGCUUCAUUGAGCUCGGAAAACGGGAUAUCACAAAUAACACAAGACUCGAGAUGGCCAAGCUUGAGUACAACUGCACUUUCAGCUCGGUAGAUUUGACGCUUCUUGCGGCAAGGCGGCCCAAACUCAUGCAACGUACCUUUGCAUCCGUCAUGCACCUCCUCGAAAAUAAGACAAUCCAACCUAUCGGGCCAAUCACACCUGUCAACAUCCAAAAUGUCGAGGGAGCGCUUCGCAAAUUGCAAAGCGGCAAGACGACAGGGAAGCUGGUGGUGACGCAUAGUGGCCAAAGUCAAGUCAAAGCUACACACCCUGCGCCUCGCUCAGACAUGCUGGAGCGCGACGCAACUUAUCUGAUUAUUGGUGGAACAGGUGGUCUCGGACGCUCAAUCACAAGACGGAUGGUGAGGCUAGGUGCUCGCCACAUCAUCUUGCUCUCGCGGAGCGGCAAGGUAACGGAUGACUUGACUAAGUUGAUGAAGGAGAGUCGAAAGUUGGGAGCUUCGAUAUACGUUGUGCCUUGUGAUGUUGCAGAUGAGAAGAGUGUCCAAGCAUUGGUGGAGGAGCUGCAGGACGAUUUGCCCCCUAUUAGGGGCAUUAUUCAUGCCGCCAUGGUCCUAAGAGACGUCCUUUUCGAGAAAAUGACCUUUGAAGACUAUGAAGCUGUUGUUAGAAGCAAAAUUUCUGGAGCGUGGAACUUUCACAAAGCGCUCAUCAAUACUCCACUCCAGUUUUUUAUCGUUUUAUCGUCUGUUGCUGGCAUAGUGGGCAACAGAGGCCAAGCACACUAUUCUGCUGCCAACACGUACCUUGACGCUCUUGUCUUGCAUCGACGCCGCAAAGGCCUUGCAGCCGCAUCAAUCGAUCUCGCUGCGGUUGAAGGAGUCGGUUAUCUGGCAGAAAAUGCAGCCAAGAUGUCGCAGGUCAUGAGGAACUUGUCUGAUAACACUGUAGGCGAGGCGGAGGUAUUGGCAUUAAUCGAAUCUGCCAUGACAGGCAGAGUCGAUUUCUUCUGCCAAGGUCAAGUGAUUACUGGACUCGGCUUCGACAACGCAUCGGCAAUGCCGUUUUACGCCUCGGAUGCUAAAUUUUCUUACCUCCGUGAUGCUCUGCUCGCCACAUCAGGCGACGUAGAUAUAUCUUUGAGAUCUGAAAUCCUGACCAUUUGUCAGCAGCUUCGAAGAUGUACCACUGUCAAGGAGGCUCAAGAUGUUGUGACACUUGGCCUUCGAGACAAGCUCGGCGCUAUCCUGAUGCUGCCUGAAGAGGUGAUGGCAGCACGGCAGGGAAACACAUCCAUCACAGCCUUUGGACUUGACUCACUUAAUGCCAUUGAACUGCGGAAUUGGAUUGGGAAAGAGUUGCAGGCCCAUUUGCAGGUGCUGGAGCUGCUUACAAGCGGUCGAGUUGCGGAUUUGGCAGGGCUGGUGCUUCGGAAGUCGAGAAUCGAGGGAGUGUGGACGGAGAAGUGA
Molecule: messenger RNA, 6633 nt
Organism: Trichoderma virens Gv29-8
Lineage: Eukaryota; Fungi; Ascomycota; Sordariomycetes; Hypocreales; Hypocreaceae
Product: putative polyketide synthase
Exons: 5
Coding region: 1-6633 (2210 amino acids)
Biological process (GO): fatty acid biosynthetic process; secondary metabolite biosynthetic process
Molecular function (GO): oxidoreductase activity; 3-oxoacyl-[acyl-carrier-protein] synthase activity; fatty acid synthase activity
Source: RefSeq, a predicted model, not a curated record